GCGCAGAGGGGCGCCUUUCGCGGACGCUUCGGGGCCGCUGGGCCGUUGCUAAGAGCCGGAGGGGGCCGGCGGCGCCGGAAGGGGCGGGGCUGUUUCCGCAGCGCACUUGGACGGACACGUGCUUUUGUGGGUGCAGGCGCCGGCGACCCAACCUGGGGGAUGUCGCGUGCGGGUAGCGCGGUGCGGGCGGCCCCCGGCGGGAGCAGCGGCAGCGGCAGCGGCAGCGCGCUCUUCUCGGGCUUCCGCGCUCUCGGCCUUUACUCCAACCACCUGCCCCACGUGCUGCGCUACCACCAGCGCCACCGCGAGUUCUACCUGGUCACCGCCGCGGGGAGGAGCUUCCACACCUACAACGUAAAGAAACUUGGUAUAGUUGCUGUUAGUAAUGCUUUAUUACAAGACAUUACUUGUUUGGCAGCAGACAGAAUGUUGGUCUUUGCAUCAUAUGGCAAUCUUCUCCACGCUUUUGCCCGGAACAAAGAGGUGGUUCAUAUAUAUGAUGGUCACAAAGGAGAAAUUCACCUUUUGCAGCCAUUUGGUGAUCAUAUCAUCUCUGUGGAUAUUGAUAAUGUUCUUAUUGUUUGGGAUGUACAGUCAGAAGAAGAAUACCUACAACUGAAUUUUGAUAGGGCUGUUUUUGCAGUUUCUGCAAUUAUGCAUCCAAGUACCUACUUAAAUAAAAUUCUCCUUGGCAGUGAACAAGGAAGCCUGCAGUUAUGGAAUGUAAAAUCCAACAAACUUUUAUACUCAUUUCCAGGAUGGGGCUUAGGGGGUGUGACAACCCUUGAACAGGCACCAGCAAUAGAUGUAGUUGCAAUAGGUCUUGUGUCUGGUCAUAUCAUUGUGCACAACAUUAAGUUUGAUGAAACACUGAUGAAAUUUCAGCAAGACUGGGGUCCCAUCACAGCAAUAUCUUUCCGUACAGAUGGUCAUCCAGUCAUGGCAGCUGGAAGUCCUAUUGGACACAUUGCACUGUGGGAUCUGGAAGAGAAGAAACUAACUAGUCAAAUGCGAAAUGCCCAUUCCACAGCAAUAGCUGGUUUGUCAUUUGUCCAGGGAGAGCCACUUCUUGUUACUAAUGGUGCUGAUAAUGCUAUAAAGAUAUGGAUCUUUGAUGGUCCUGGAGGUAGUGGCCGUUUGUUGAGGUGCCGUAUGGGACAUAGUGCUCCUCCAACAAAAAUCAGAUACCAUGGGCAAAAUGGACAGCAAAUUCUUAGUGCAGGUCAGGAUGGAACCUUGCAGUCUUUUUCCACAGUGCAUGAAAGGUUCAAUAAAAGUUUAGGACACGGUUCUAUAAAUAAAAAGAAAUCAAAAAGGAAAGGUCUUCAGUAUGAUACAAUGGCCCUUCCACCUAUUACUGCAUUUGCAACAGAGAUAGCACGUCAGAAUGACUGGGAUGGGAUCAUUGCUUGCCAUCAAGGUUAUAUAACUUGUACAACCUGGAACUAUCAGAAAACUUCCAUGGGAGCGCAUAAACUGAAACCAAAAGCAUUCAGCAAAAACAAGCCUCUUGAUGUAUAUGCAACAGUAGUUGACAUUACUACAUGUGGAAACUUUGCUGUAAUUGGGCUUUCAACAGGACAUGUGGAUUUAUACAACAUGCAGUCUGGCAUUCACCGAGGACGUUAUGGAAAAGAAAAAGCACAUGAAGGUGCCAUUAGAGGGGUAGCAGUGGAUGGAUUAAACCAGUUGACAAUCACAGCUGGAAGUGAAGGAUUAAUUAAAUUCUGGAAGUUCAAGACCAUGGACCUAGUUUACUCUGCAAAUCUCUCUUCUUCUCCAAGUGCAAUGCUGCUUCACAGAGACAGUGGUAUUCUGGGAAUUGCCUCAGAUGACUUUGGCAUUAGCGUUUUGGAUAUAGAAACAAGAAGGAUCGUCAGGAAGUUCUCAGGACACCACAGCCAGAUUAAUGACAUGACUUUCAGUUCCGAUGGCCGUUGGCUAAUAACUGCAUCAAUGGAUUGCACUGUUAAGACUUGGGACCUCCCAUCUGGAUGCCUCAUAGAUUGUUUUUUGUUAGACUCAGCAGCUAUCAGCAUUUCUAUGUCUCCUACUGGAGACUUUCUAGCUUCAUCACAUGUAGAUGAUCUUGGAAUUUAUCUAUGGUCUAACUGUUCCUUGUAUUCGCUUGUCUCUUUACGGCCACUUCCAGCAGAUUAUGAACCUUCUGUAAUAAUGCUUCCCGGAACGUGCCCUACACAAGAUGUGGACAUCACAGGACAUGAAGAAACAAGUGAUGAAAUGAUUGACUAUAGUUCACCAGAGCAAUUGGAAGGGCAGCUAGUGACCUUGUCAUCACUAUCUGAAUCAAGAUGGAAAAACCUCCUCAAUCUUGAUGUUAUCAAGAAAAGGAAUAAACCAAGAGAGCCACCGAAAGUUCCCAAAUCAGCUCCAUUCUUCAUCCCAACAGUUCCUGGCCUCAUACCACGAUAUGCUGCUGCUAAGGAAGAAAAUGAUGAUGAACAGCAGUCAAAGGUAGUAAACCUCGGAGUAUUGGCACAAAAAUCUGAUUUCUACAUUCAACUUGAAGAAGCCUUGAGCAGUAAUGAGUAUAAAUCUCCACUUAAUAUUCUAAAGGAAAUGGGACCAGCUAGUAUUGAGAUAGAGCUAAGAGGCUUGGCUCCAGAUGCUGGCGGCUCUGUAGAGGUGAUGAAAAGCUUUUUGAGACUGAUUGGGACAAUGCUGAACACAAAGCGUGACUUUGAGCUGGCCCAGGCAUAUCUUGCAUUGUUUUUAAAGUUGCACCUUAAAAUCCUUUCUUCAGAGCCAGUCUUGCUGGAAGAAAUAGCCAAAGUGUCAACCCAACUAGAGGAAACCUGGAUCCAUUUACAGACUCUCUUCAAUCAAAGUCUGUGUGUGUUAAAUUAUAUGAAAAGUGCUUUGUUAUAAUGUGCCUUUGUUCCUAUUUAAGAAUGCUAAUGUUGGAUAAAAAUCCUCUCACAUUGAUGAUACUUUUAACAUUGCAGAUAAGUUUCUGAUUCCAACAAUACACCUUUGUAUGUCUUUGUUAAAUAAUACAGAAUUAAAUAUUUAACUUUU
Chelonoidis abingdonii (Abingdon island giant tortoise) is the source of this 3039-nucleotide messenger RNA. It is a transcript of the gene WDR36, whose product is annotated as WD repeat domain 36. Gene Ontology annotation, biological process: rRNA processing. The record is from RefSeq and is a predicted model, not a curated record. NCBI's taxonomy places the organism in Eukaryota, Metazoa, Chordata, Testudines, Testudinidae. Gene Ontology annotation, molecular function: protein binding. Gene Ontology annotation, cellular component: Pwp2p-containing subcomplex of 90S preribosome; small-subunit processome.